AUGAAUCUCCCCUUCCAAGAGUUCGUGGACGCCUUCGCCGCGCGCCUCUUCCCCUUCUGCGACGAAAUCAACCUCGUCUGCUCACGCCUACAACAUCAGCACAGGAAGGCCGAUACCAUGCAGGUAAUAGAGGACUUCCUACUCCUCACCUCACGCUUCAAGGCCCUCUGCCGUCGCUGGGGACAAUCGCGGAGAUAUCGCUGCCUCGACUACUGUUUUCUACGCAAGGUCGACGAAGACAUCGAAUUGCAAAUCCGGUCGGACGUCAGCUUCAACCACCUUUCACUUCAAAACCUACUCGAGAGACCUACUCGAGAGAAUCAAGGCCAUCCACCCUUUAAGUACCCUGCGAAGCCGUGUACCCCAACUGCAACAGAGGGGGACACUUCCAAGACGGCAGAUCACGAGAAGGGUUUAUUAGGCACUGGCAAAGCGCCCCUUCGCCGUGAGCCAGGAGGAUCAUUCGCACUGAGCAUCGACGACAUCAAAAACAACAGAGAGCUGCUACGGACCUUCGCGAACAUGUAUCACGAGCAAUUCGAGAAGGAAUCCUGCUACUACCACAAUGCCAAGCAGGGUCGGGAACGGAGACGGGAUGGUACAGCGCACCAGAGUCGUUGGGGCGACCCGGGCGACGAAGCAACGUUCAGCGACGAAAUGCUCGAAUCCGGACGGGUAGAAAGUCUACUCGUGGGGGCCCAAGAGGAAAACCGUCUUAACUGUCGACAUGUGCAACUUCCGGAUAUACUCAAGCUGCCUACGACUCGACAUGGACGAAGGUCGGACGUUGCAAGGUACUAG
Messenger RNA from Gregarina niphandrodes, 801 nucleotides. RefSeq lists its product as hypothetical. Bases 1 to 801 code for a protein of 266 amino acids. The transcript is spliced from 2 exons. NCBI's taxonomy places the organism in Eukaryota, Apicomplexa, Conoidasida, Eugregarinorida, Gregarinidae. The record is from RefSeq and is a predicted model, not a curated record.